Messenger RNA from Onychostruthus taczanowskii (white-rumped snowfinch), 1609 nucleotides. RefSeq names its product serine hydroxymethyltransferase 2 (gene SHMT2). The record is from RefSeq and is a predicted model, not a curated record. The transcript has 9 exons. The coding region runs from base 1 to 1167 and encodes 388 amino acids. Gene Ontology annotation, cellular component: mitochondrial inner membrane; nucleus; cytoplasm. Lineage: Eukaryota; Metazoa; Chordata; Aves; Passeriformes; Passeridae. Gene Ontology annotation, biological process: purine nucleobase biosynthetic process; protein homotetramerization; tetrahydrofolate interconversion. Gene Ontology annotation, molecular function: zinc ion binding; protein homodimerization activity; serine binding.
AUGGGGCGGCCGCGGUUACAUCACCCGGCACCGGGGGGCACCGGGGGCACCCCCGGCUGUGCACGGGCGGGAUCCCCCCGUAACCACCGAGUACAGCGAGGGGGGGGUCCCGUGGGGGGUUUUGGCUGCUCUGAUUCCCAUCCACCUUUGUCCCCCCAGAAUUUCUGCAGCCGGGCAGCGCUGGAAGCCCUGGGCUCCUGCCUCAACAACAAAUACUCAGAGGGGUAUCCUGGGAAGAGGUACUACGGGGGGGCCGAGGUGGUGGAUGAGAUCGAGCUGCUGUGCGAGCGGCGGGCGCUGGAGGCGUUCGGCCUGGACCCCGCGCGCUGGGGCGUCAACGUGCAGCCCUACUCGGGCUCCCCGGCCAACUUCGCCGCCUACACGGCCCUGCUGCGGCCCCACGAGCGCCUGAUGGGGCUGGACCUGCCCGACGGGGGCCACCUCACCCACGGUUACAUGACCGACACCAAGAGGAUCUCGGCCACCUCCAUCUUCUUCGAGUCCAUGCCCUACAAGCUUGAUCCCGCCACCGGCCUGAUUGACUACGCGCAGCUGGAGGUGACGGCGCGGCUGUUCCGCCCGCGCCUGGUGAUCGCGGGCACCAGCGCCUACGCGCGCCUCAUCGACUACGGCCGCAUGCGGAGGGUGAGCGCUGCUCGGGGGCAGAGAGAGCUGCAGUCCCUGUGCCUCGGGGCUCAUUUGGUGUUCUGUGAUAUGAUAAUGUAUGGUAUUGAGGGGAGAGCCAUGGUGGGGAUGAGGUACACCCUGGUGUCAGGUGGCACUGACAACCACCUGGUGCUGGUGGACCUGCGGCCCAAGGGCAUCGACGGGGCGCGGGCGGAGCGGGUGCUGGAGCUCGUCUCCAUCACGGCCAACAAGAACACGUGCCCAGGGGACAGGAGUGCCCUGACACCCGGGGGGCUGCGCCUCGGUGCCCCCGCGCUGACCUCCCGCCACUUCCGCGAGGAGGAUUUCCGGAAGGUCGUGGAGUUCAUCGACGAGGGCAUCGCCCUGGCCUUGGACGUCAAGAGCAAAACCAGUAAGCUCCAGGACUUCAAGACUUUCCUGCUGCAGGACCCAGAGACGCAGCGGCGCCUGAGCGACCUGCGGCAGCGCGUGGAGACCUUCGCCCGUGCCUUCCCCAUGCCCGGCUUCAGCGACCACUGAGGGGGGCACAGCCCUCCUGCCAGGCUGGGCUCACUCUGGGGGGGUCACAGAGAGGCUCAGACCCACCCUCUGCCUUUCCCCCUCCUUUUCUUUCCUGCAUUCCUGGGGUGGGGGGCCCAUCCUGCUGUCAGGGUGCAGAGAACCCCCCAGACCCUGCUUGGGGUGGGGGGCACUGCUUGCUCCAGCAUUCAGCCUCCUGCCAGGCUGGGCUCACUCUGGGGGGGUCACAGAGAGGCUCAGACCCACCCUCUGCCUUUCCCCCUGCCCUUGUCCCCCCGUGGUCACCUUUGGGUGCCGUGUCCCUGGGGAGGGGGCCCAUCCUGCUAUCAGUGUUAGGGUACAGAGACCCCCCAGACCCUGCUUGGGGAGGGGGGCACUGCUUGCUCCAGCCUCAUCUUGCACUUUUCUACGGGGAGGGGUUGCUAAUAAAAGUGGGGGCAGA